GCUUUGGUUCCAAUGCUUCUAUGGCUUUUAACGAAGGGAAAACCUUCUAGAAACUUGAGAAAAUGGAACGUUUCGAGUUCUCGACUGAGUUGGUUCCGGGUUUACCCGAAGAACUCGGUCUUGAGUGCAUAAGUCGGUUACCUUACACAGCUCACCGACUCGCCUCCCGAGUUUGUCACCGAUGGCGAGAUUUGUUUCGAAGCGAUGAUUUUUAUUACCACCGCAAAAAAUUAGGGUACACCCAAGAAGUCGCUUGCUUGGUUCAGGCCUUUAGUGGUGGGAUCGUGAAUGGACCUAAAAAACCGGGUGAGUCACCGAGUUAUGGAAUUGCUGUGUUUGACUGGCUGAGUCGGAGUUGGGAUAGACUCGCCACGCUUCCCACUUACGCAAGUGGGUUGCCUUUGUUUUGUCAAUUGGCAAGCUGUGAGGGGAAGCUUGUGGUAAUGGGCGGGUGGGAUCCUGUGAGUUACGACCCAGUUACCGAUGUUUUUAUCUACGAUUUCAUGACUCAGCAAUGGAGAAAAGGGAAGGAUAUGCCUGCAAAAAGGUCGUUCUUUGCAAUCGGAUCAUGUUCGGGUCGGGUCUAUAUUGCGGGCGGGCAUGACGAGAACAAGAACGCGUCGAGAAACGCCUGGGUUUAUGAUUUGAGAAAGGACGAGUGGACUCAGUUGGGCGAGCUGAGUCAGGAGCGAGAUGAGUGUGAAGGUGUGGUGACAGGGGAAGACGAGUUCUGGGUUGUGAGCGGAUACAGAACGGAGAGUCAAGGUCAAUUCGACGGGAGUUCUGACGUGUAUGAGUUCAAAUCGGGGCAAUGGAGGCGGGUCGAAGGGGUUUGGGAACCAGGUCGGUGCCCGAGAUCGAGUGUUGGGAUUGGCAAAGAUGGGAAAUUGUUGAAUUGGGCAGAGCUCGACCCUGCCGUAAGGGUCGGAGCAUGUGGAGUUAGGCUUGGGGGUCGAGUCUUGGUCACCGGGUCGGAGUAUCAAGGUGCACCACAUGGGUUUUACAUGGUGGAAAUGAAGGAAGGGCAAAAUGGAAAAUUGGAGAAGAUCAGUGUGCUUGAUGAGUUUUCUGGGUUUGUCCAGUCAGGCUGCUGUGUGGAAAUCUGAUUCACUAAGCAUAAACAAUAGUAAAAAGAAAAAUAUAUAUAGAGGUAACUUUGUUGUAAUUUUGGUUAUGGUCUUCCAAAAUAUAAAUGUACUUCAAUUUUCAAGGAGAAAGCAGCUCUCUUUUUUCUCAGAGAAUGUAAAAAGUUUUGAAUUUGAUGCAUAAUUAUCAUAUUAUAUACAUAUGAAUAUUCAGACAUGCAGCUUUUGAAUGAU
Molecule: messenger RNA, 1319 nt
Organism: Theobroma umbraticum
Lineage: Eukaryota; Viridiplantae; Streptophyta; Magnoliopsida; Malvales; Malvaceae
Product: F-box/kelch-repeat protein At2g44130-like
Biological process (GO): regulation of phenylpropanoid metabolic process; negative regulation of cytokinin-activated signaling pathway
Molecular function (GO): protein binding
Source: RefSeq, a predicted model, not a curated record